This is a messenger RNA of Varanus komodoensis (Komodo dragon), 2333 nucleotides long. It is a transcript of the gene BECN1, whose product is annotated as beclin 1. Gene Ontology annotation, cellular component: phagophore assembly site; phosphatidylinositol 3-kinase complex, class III, type II; phosphatidylinositol 3-kinase complex, class III, type I. The coding region runs from base 142 to 1338 and encodes 398 amino acids. The record is from RefSeq and is a predicted model, not a curated record. Gene Ontology annotation, biological process: late endosome to vacuole transport; autophagosome assembly; autophagy. The transcript has 11 exons. Lineage: Eukaryota; Metazoa; Chordata; Lepidosauria; Squamata; Varanidae.
CUUCCUCUUGAUGUGGGCGGAGUUUCAGAAAUGUGAACGGAAAAGUUGAAGUCAGUUUCGAAACAGUAAUAUGGGAGUAAAACGUAUUGGCUGCGAUUUGGAAUUGUUGUGGGGCAGUUAGUUAAAGUACAAAUUAGCUGGAUGAAAGCAAAUGGAGUACAAGAUAUGGAUGGAUCAAAGUCACCUGCUUGCACGAUGCAGGUCAGUUUUGUUUGCCAGCGCUGUAGCCAACCGCUUAAACUGGACACAUCUUUCAAGGUCCUUGACAAAGUCACCAUCCAAGAACUGACAGCUCCUUUGCUUACUACUGUUCCAGAAAAACUGGGGGAUACACAGGAGGAAGAAACUGCUUUGACAGAGGAACUGUUUGUUGAAAAUCGCCAGGAUGGUGUGUCCCGAAGGUUCAUCCCUCCAGCCAGGGUGAUGUCAACUGAAAGUGCCAACAGCUUCACUCUGAUUGGAGAGGCCUCUGAUGGAGGCACCAUGGAAAACCUCAGUAGAAGACUCAAGGUUACCGGGGACCUGUUUGACAUCAUGUCUGGCCAGACAGAUGUGGAUCACCCUCUGUGUGAAGAAUGCACUGACACGCUUCUGGACCAGCUGGACACACAACUCAACAUCACAGAGAAUGAAUGCCAGAACUACAAGAGAUGCUUGGAAAUUCUUGAGCAGAUGAAUGAAGAUGACAAGGAGAAGCUACAGCUAGAGCUGAAGGAAUUUGCUCUUGAGGAGGAGAGACUGAUUGAAGAAUUAGAGAAGGUAGAGCAGAAGCGUAAGACAAUGGCUGAAGACUUUGAGAAGGUCAGAACUGAGGCAGAGCGGCUGGAUCAAGAGGAAACUGAGUACCAGAAAGAGUACAGUGAAUUCAAGCGGCAACAACUGGAACUGGAUGAUGAACUGAAAAGUGUUGAUAAUCAAAUGCGUUAUGCCCAAAUGCAGCUGGACAAACUAAAGAAAACUAAUGUAUUCAAUGCUACCUUCCAUAUCUGGCAUAGUGGACAAUUUGGUACAAUAAACAACUUCCGUCUGGGCCGCCUCCCCAGCGUUCCUGUUGAGUGGAAUGAAAUUAAUGCUGCCUGGGGUCAAACCGUGCUGCUUCUUCAUGCCCUUGCCAAUAAGAUGGGUCUGACCUUUCAAAGGUAUCGGCUCAUCCCAUAUGGAAACCACUCUUACUUAGAAUCUCUUAUGGACAAAUCCAAGUGGCAUCAAAGCCCCCCUUCUGCAAAUACAUGCAGUGCAGCUCAAAAUUGCUGCCGAAGGAUGGGCAUUCUUUGUGCCUGCUCUGCUUGGGUGAGAGGCACAUGGUUGACCAGGGCCCUCACUGCUAGGCCUUCAUGAAGCAGGCCUGCAAACACCGCACCAACCGACUCCAAGCAGAGUUCUGGAGCAAGGCUCUCAGAACAGUCAACACCUCAGUUGCACCCAACAUUUCCUGCUGGUCUACCAUAAUUUCACAAACAUCCACGCCUUAUACCACUGCCAUAGCUCCAUCUGUGGCUCUGGAAAAGUCAGUGAAACUGAAAAAGGUGAAAAUGUUGAACAAGAGGGCCGAAGAGGUGAAAGCAUCUGGAUCUUUAGGUGUUGGGAAUGAAAGGGACAGUUAUUCUUCGCAGAUACAGACCUGUCAAGUGAUGAGAGGAACCAGAAUUCCUAGAAACUGAAAUGGAAAAAGCAGAGGGACUUAUUUAUCAAUUUAUUACAUUUGUAUGCCACCCCCUAGCCAGAGGCUCUCUGUGCAGCUCAAAAAAUGAAUACCAAUAACACUCUAAACCAUAAAACAAUAGGAUUAAAAUACAAUAUAAAUACAACUGUAUAAAUAGAAAAGGAGGAAAUAUAAACACAAUAUAACCAAUAACAACAACCAAUAAAACAAUAAACCAGCAGCAAACCAAUAGUUCCAUCUAAAAAUAUAUACAAAACUUUAAAAAAGCCUUAACUUGGCACCAAAAGCAAGAUAAACUGUGUGCUUAUUACAAGGGCACCCUUUCAGGAUGUUCAGGUGUACACUGAGAUCAUUCAGGAUUUACAGCUAGAAAAAGGGGGCUUGGGAAAAGAAUUCAUGCUGCCAGCUGAGCCUUGCACGACUGUUGACUCCGUGGUGUUGGAAGAUACAGGCUGACCAACUAGAGGAGUAACACACAAAGAAGAGGCUUACCUGCCUCCAAGAAGGACAUCCCAGAAGGAAGGGGCCCCAAGGCUACUCAAAAGGAGAAUACUUGGAAGUAAUUGUUUGAUUGGGUUCUACAAAUUUGUUUGUGCAUGCUGCUCUGAGAUUCAUUCUUGGUUGUGCUUAUUGGAAGUGCCUUGGAGAAUAAAGAGUUUUUGCCAAAGAA